Molecule: messenger RNA, 1554 nt
Organism: Histoplasma mississippiense
Lineage: Eukaryota; Fungi; Ascomycota; Eurotiomycetes; Onygenales; Ajellomycetaceae
Exons: 5
Coding region: 1-1554 (517 amino acids)
Molecular function (GO): protein binding
Source: RefSeq, a predicted model, not a curated record
AUGGCUGCCAAUUGCAUUUCCCUGAAGGAUUCGAAGGCCUGUCCCGCCUUCUCCAAUGCGGCUGUCUCAAUGAGCCCGGAAAACAUUGCCAAAUUUUCUUUUCUCUCGUUCGUUUCCAAUACCCAAGAGUUCGAUGAGCGCCUGUACUCAUAUGCGAACAGCGAAUAUGUGAAGAUGAACAAUACCUCUUCACUCUAUGCCAGAUAUACACUCAGCGUAAUUUGUAAUGGAAUUGUUCAAAGUUCAGCAGCAUGUGGAAGCUCACCUCCUCUAUGUGCAGAGUCUUGUGCACAAUACGCUACCAGUGAACAACUAAUUGCUGUCAAUCCCGAGCUUUGCGGCACUCCGAGAAAUGAUUAUAUGAAUGAGAUCAGAGCUGAUUUUACAGUUUGUUCGAACCCGAAGGAUGCGCUCACUGAUACUUGCAUCGCUGGUGACCAAAAUGAGCCAACUGAGUGCGGUUUUGCCCAAAACCUGUUAGGCCUCUGUAGCUUUUGCCAAGGAAGCACAGCCAACUCGACAGACUCUUGCUGCAUCGGCGCAGAUGUCACAGAUCGGUGCAAAGGACUCACUCUUCCGUCUGUCGGGCCGCUUCCUCCUCUUUUUCCUUCUCCGACAUCUUCACCACAUCCGUCGGAUGCAGCAGUUGCAUCAAACAGUGCACUUUCUAGUGGUCAAAUUGCCGGAGUUGUUGUGGGGUCUGUUGUCGGACUAGCUAUGUUCGCUGCAAUUGGAGCUCUCCUCUUUAUAUGUUUGAGACGGAGGCGCGAGCAGACAAAGGCGCCGUCGCUAAACCAGCCGUCACCACAGCGAAAUAAUAAGACACCAAUGCAAUAUGUCCCUGGGAGUCGGAAUGGUGCAUAUGAGGUCCUCCCAGGCAGCCGUGUAGCCAGAAUGUCAGCUUUGCAGGCAAGCAGCCAUGACGAAUCUCCACCCCGUGCUGCUGGCGGAAUCGCAGCAGUAUCUCCGGGUCAAACCAAAUAUCACGAUUCUUCCGAUUCCGACGCAUUCGGGGAGAGUCCAGCACGGUCUAAGCGUGGACCACCCGUUACGGGCAAGAGAAAUGGGUCUCUUUCAAGUGCUUCUGUGUUGGCAGGGAACAGUGACACAGCCUCACCAAGGUCUGGGAGUGGUGGCCAUUAUUCCUCACCCGAAGGGAUGGCUAGUGGCCAAUCUGAGCAGCUUCCCUACUUCAGAGACUACUACUCGCAGGAUGAUAUCCACCCAAAUGAUAAGGUUGCUGUUCUAUGGGCAUAUCAGCCUCGUGCAGGUGAUGAAUUUGAGCUGGACAGGGGCGACAUGCUGAAGGUAGUGGGAAUAUGGGAUGAUGGAUGGGCAACUGGGGUUAGACUAAACGAAAGGGCCGAGGAUUACGAAAUAAACCGCAACCCACAGCGUGAUAGCGGUGUUUCUAACGGCUCAGCCAGAAGAGGAUCGUCUCCUCCACCGUCAGGCGAAAUCAAAGCAUUCCCGAUUGUGUGUGUUUGCCUACCUGAGCAUUGGAGGAAAACUAUCGAUGGCGAUGUCUCAGCCGAGACUCACGACGAUUCUUAA